AACAGUUCUCGCAGUGUACAUCGGAACAUACCCUUUAUUCCCCCCUUGUACGGACUCAAAAAGCUGAUUUAAUACUCCGUGGAGCAGACCAAAUAUUUGUGUACCAUUGUGAAUUACAGUCUUUUUUGACAAAUUAAUUUUUCUUAGAAAGUAAGAGUAAUAUGAUUUCUCAAGAGUUUCCGUCGAGUCAAAACGUUGUCAUUGACUGGAAUUAUGUAUUAUUUGGCCAUCUUUGUGUAGUGAAGCAGAAGUACUGAACAGCUAAUCGUUCAUUAUGGAUAUUACUUGGCUGUGUGCAAAGGAUUUCCCAUUAUCUGAGGCUCUUUUGGUUGAUAUUGAGAGCAACAGCCCACUUGAAAUCAAGGUUCACUUAACACUGAUCUGUAGAAAAUUGUGGGCUUCUAUGAAUUUCACCAAGUAAAUAUAAUGGAUAUUUACCCGCAAUUCCAAUGCUUCUUCAGGAUUAUCCUAACAUACAAGUGGUUACAAGAUGCGAUAGUAACCGUGGAAGCUUGCCUCGAUCGCACUUGGGAAUCGCUAAACUCUGGUUGCUGGAAGGAAGUAUCGAUCCAUUACAAAUAUUGUUACACGUUUUGUACCAUUAUAAAGUCGGUGUUAUUGCUAACGCAACACAAGUGUAAGGAUGUGCCGACAAAGUCAAGAAUUGCACAGCUGAAAACAUUUGAAGACACCAUACUGCAAAUUGAUAAAGGUAUACUACUAGGAUCUCCGCCUUUAUCUGAUCCAGAGUUACUCACCACUGUUGCUUGCAAAUUGACCUCACUUAUCCAUGAACUAAAGGGGAAAAAGUGUUUAAAGGUUGAAAAUCUGAUGACAUUUGACUGCCGUGCUCUUCAAAGGACUGAGCUUCCAGGGCUUUCUCUAGUUCUUCAUUACCAUCAGCCGUCCAUGGAGGCAUUUUAUAAGGAUAUUUUUCAUCCGAAAAUACCUGCUGUUUUGAAAGGGUGCAUGGAACAUUGGAAAGCCCUGGAACUUUGGAGAAAUCCUGAAUAUUUACUAAAAAUUGCCGGAGUAAGAACUGUACCAAUUGAAAUCGGUUCUCAUUACACUGCAGAAGAUUGGACUCAGCGUCUGCUCACUUUCUCAGAAUUUAUUGUAUCAUAUAUGACAUCCGAUACACCGCCAAAGCUAGGAUAUCUAGCGCAGCACGAAUUAUUCAAUCAAGUUUGUAGAAUAUACACGUUUAUCUAAUUAUUUAUUCAACAAUGUCACAACUGUCAAGUCCUAUUGGAACAAUAUACAUACAUAUUUCUUACUUGAUGGAUUAAACGUACAGACUGAUUAAAUAUUGUGAUUGAUGUAAUAUAUCAUUUGUUUCUGAUAUUAUUC
This is a messenger RNA of Neodiprion fabricii, 1350 nucleotides long. RefSeq names its product lysine-specific demethylase 8-like. Gene Ontology annotation, cellular component: nucleus. The coding region runs from base 427 to 1212 and encodes 261 amino acids. The record is from RefSeq and is a predicted model, not a curated record. Lineage: Eukaryota; Metazoa; Arthropoda; Insecta; Hymenoptera; Diprionidae. Gene Ontology annotation, molecular function: histone H3K36 demethylase activity. The transcript is spliced from 6 exons.